CAUGUUUGAACUCUGUUUGUUUUACUUUAUUAUGACUACUGCCAAACUGCAGUUUGCGUACAAAAGAGGAGCAGACACAAUAAUAGCAGUCAGGAUGAGACUCUUGGGUGCGAAGGAGUCCAUGAUUCUUUUUAUGUUGAUUUUGGCUCAAGGCUUUGAGUACUCCAGGACAUGUAAAUGUGAUCAGAAAUAUUUUUGCAAUUGCUCCUCAAAUCAACUCCAACAGGUCCCAAAGGUUCCAGCGAAUGCUCUUGGCCUUGACCUGUCUUUCAAUCAAAUUGUGUCUAUUGACAUCAAUGAUCUCAGCCCUUAUAUUGCGCUGAAAACCCUAAACUUGCAUAAGAACAAGCUCAAGUUUAUACACAAGGAGGCGUUCAAAUCUCAACGUAAUCUGAAAGUUCUCGAUCUGUCCUUAAACAACCUGAAAAAACUGUUUUCGUCUUGGUUCCAUGAGCUACAAUCUCUUCAGCAAUUGAACCUUGUAGGAAACCCAUACUCCACCUUGGGACCUGCUUCCAUCUUCCAUUCUCUCAUUAACUUGAGGACGCUGCAAAUUGGCAGUCCAUCGCUGAGGAAGGUACACAAGAAUGGCUUAGAAGGGCUCACUCAUCUGGAAGAGAUUACAUUUAUUGGCAGUAACCUGAGAUCGUAUGAAAGCGGGGGCUUGAAAGCAGCCCGUCCCAUCGGUUUAGUCUCUUUGAGCCUUCAGAAUCUCUUUCAGAACGAUCCAGAACUUGUCUCUAAGGUUCUUCAAGAUGUCUCUCACCCUGAAACUCUUCUGACUAUCAAAGAUGUCACACUCAGUACGAGCACUUCGACAGAACCCUUCAAAGCGGUGAGAGAAGGUGGGACUAAAAGCUUGAGUUUCCAAAAUAGCAGCACAAGCGAUGAAGCGAUCACCUUUUUUUUGCAGGUCAUGGAUGGUUCUCCUUUGUCUUAUUUAGGUUUAAAAGAUGUACAUUUAGUUGGUGAAGGGUGGUGGCAGAAUGCUUCGUACACACAUUAUGAAAACUUACAUACUGCCUACAUAUGUAAUCUUGACAUCCGAGGGUUCUUUGUGUUUAGUAGCAUGACCCAGUUGGGAUUUCUCCUGGUGCAUCUCCAUAAGGUGUCUGUGAUCAACAGCACAGUGUUUGUCAUUCCUCGGGAAACUACUUUUUUGUUGAAAAAUCUUGAAUACUUGGACCUUAGUCAAAAUCUCCUGUCAGACCUGACAAUCGAACCGACCUUAUUUACAGGUUUUGGCGCAUAUCAAAACCUCAACACCCUAAAUGUGAGCCAGAACGUGUUAAAAUCUCUUGGGCUGAUGUCUCGGUUGGUAACUAAUCUUAAGAGGCUCAUAUUUUUAGACUUAAGUCAUAAUAGUUUUGUUUCUAUGCCAGAAAAGUGUAGCUGGCCAUCGACUCUCAGGUUUCUGAACCUUUCCAGCACAAAGCUACGUACGAUGACUGCUUGCCUGCCUUCUACCUUGACGGUUCUGGAUCUCAGCGAAAAUGAUCUGAUGGUUUUCAACCAAAGAUUUCCUCAACUUACUACACUUAUAUUGACAGGCAACCGAUUUAUGAAACUACCACAGGGGGAAUUACUUCCGAGGCUCCAUACGCUGCUUAUCCAAAGGAACGCCUUGCGCAUGUUCAACGGGAGCUCUUUGAGGAGGUUUCAAAACCUGCAAUACUUGGAGGCGGGUAACAACAAUUUUGUGUGCUCCUGCGAGUUUGUAUCUUUCUUCAAACAAGAUGUUGACCAUUUCGUUACACUUCGAGAUGGUCGUUGCAAUUAUGUGUGCGACACUCCAUUCACUCUCAGAGGUUAUGCUAUUGAAAGUGUCAGAUUGUCGGUCUUCGAGUGUUAUAUGAUCCCUGCUGUCUCAGUGCUUUGUUCUGUGAUUAUCAUAGUGCUUGGACUUAUUGUUGUCACCUGCCAUAAGCUUCACGUUGUAUGGUACCUGCAGAUGACUAAAGCAUGGAUACAAGCCAAACGAAAACCUGCAGUUGGUCGACUGGCCGGAGAGAUCCGCUAUGACGCUUUUGUAUCCUACAGUCAACAUGACGCCGAGUGGGUCGAGGAGAUCCUCGUUCCAGAGCUGGAGAGUGCUCAGCCUUCGUUCGCCCUGUGUUUGCACAAGCGGGACUUCCGGCCGGGCCGCUGGAUCAUGGACAACAUCAUCGACUCGAUUGAGAAGAGCCAUCGGACUCUCUUUGUUCUGUCUGAGCACUUUGUUACCAGCGAAUGGUGUCGUUACGAACUGGACUUCUCACAUUUCCGCAUAGUCGAUGAGCACAAUGACUCCGCUGUCCUAGUACUUCUAGAGCCAAUCAAGAAGGAGACCAUCCCCAAUCGCUUCUGCAAGCUACGGAAGAUUAUGAACUCCAGGACGUAUCUGGAGUGGCCCGAGGAUGAGGAAAAGAGAGGCGAGUUCUGGAGCAAUCUGAGAGCCGCCCUUCAGAGAGAUGAAUGUUGA
This is a messenger RNA of Rhinichthys klamathensis goyatoka, 2461 nucleotides long. RefSeq names its product toll-like receptor 2 (gene tlr2). Gene Ontology annotation, cellular component: membrane. Gene Ontology annotation, biological process: immune response; toll-like receptor signaling pathway; inflammatory response. The coding region runs from base 2 to 2461 and encodes 819 amino acids. Gene Ontology annotation, molecular function: protein binding; triacyl lipopeptide binding; transmembrane signaling receptor activity. The record is from RefSeq and is a predicted model, not a curated record. NCBI's taxonomy places the organism in Eukaryota, Metazoa, Chordata, Actinopteri, Cypriniformes, Leuciscidae. The transcript is spliced from 2 exons.